Molecule: messenger RNA, 1135 nt
Organism: Suricata suricatta (meerkat)
Lineage: Eukaryota; Metazoa; Chordata; Mammalia; Carnivora; Herpestidae
Gene: IFT27
Product: intraflagellar transport 27
Exons: 8
Coding region: 321-992 (223 amino acids)
Biological process (GO): intraciliary transport
Cellular component (GO): Golgi apparatus
Molecular function (GO): GTP binding; GTPase activity
Source: RefSeq, a predicted model, not a curated record
GCGGGGCAGGAUGGUCUCGGUUGCCCGGGGCUAGGCUGGGAACGGGAGCCGCGUCGCCACGCUCGCACCUUCCAGGCUGCCUCCGGAGGCUUGGAGCCGGCCCCAUCUGGCGCUCCUCUGCGCCUCCGCCCCGCCCCGCCCCUCUCGCCCUAUUAUAGCCGCCCUCAGCCCAGAGGGUCCAGGCCCCAUUGUCCCUGUCCCCACCGCGGCCCCAGGCCCCUUGAGUGUCUGCCGUCCCCACGUCCCUUCCCAGACAGGCCCCCUCAACGCCUCUAGCAGCCGCUCUUACCCUCUCUGUUCCGCGGAGGUGGUUGGUUACCAUGGUGAAGCUGGCGGCCAAAUGCAUCCUGGCAGCAUUCCGGAGCUUGGGAUUCUCAAGUCAGAGCAGGACGGAAAUGAUGCCUUUCUUCUACUCCGACCUCACAGGAGACCCGGCAGUGGGCAAGACUGCCCUGGCGCAGAUCUUCCGCAGCGACGGGGCCCAUUUCCAGAAGAACUACACCCUGACGACAGGGGUGGAUUUGGUGGUGAAGACGGUGCCAGUCCCCGACACGGGGGACAGCGUGGAACUCUUCAUUUUUGACUCUGCCGGCAAGGAGCUGUUUUCAGAAAUGCUGGAUAAAUUGUGGGAGAGUCCCAACGUCUUGUGCCUCGUCUAUGACGUGACCAACGAGCAGUCUUUCGCCAACUGUGGCAAGUGGCUGGAGAAGGCCCGGUCCCAGGCCUCAGGCACCUCCCUCCCAGGUGUGCUAGUGGGGAACAAGACAGACCUGGCCGGCAGACGGGUGGUGGACUCGGCGCAGGCCCGAGCGUGGGCCCUGGGCCAAGGCCUGGAAUGUUUUGAAACCUCCGUGGGCCAGAGCCGCGCGUGCGCUGUAGUAAAGCAGACCGGUCGGCCCUGGAAAUCAGUUAUAUCUCAAUUAAUAAGAAACCCAAGUGCAUUGGGUUCGAUCGCAGCGACCCUUGGCAUUUGCGUGAGACGGUACAGAUGACAGUGCUGCCCAGACGGUAUUUCAUGGUCCUCGUGGGACCGUGGGCCUGGGAGCUGGUCCCGUUAUCCUCACUCCCGAGCCGAGGAGGUGAAGGGACUUGCCCAAGGUCACGAGACGGGGAAAGCGUUCGGCCGGGGCUACGA